AAUUAUUUUCAUAUUUUUUAAACCGAUAUGAACCGGCACAAACUUAUUCUACCACCGAUCGUGUCAUUCCACUUGUCAAACCGGCACGGUAUAAACCGGUUUGAAAACCUUCUCUAGAGAGAGGAAACAAGGCAAAGAGAUAAUAUAAUAUCAUAAUAAUGAAAAGAGUAUCAAACCCAAGCAUUCAUUUCUCCUCUUGUCAUCUUCGAUAACCUCCAAAUUCAGGUCCCCAUUACCUCGUCUUAACCCACCCCAAUCCCCAUCCUUCUUCUUCCCCCGUCUCCUCUCCCUCUCCUGCCAUUCAUUCCUUCCUCGAACCCCUCAUUUCCCUCUGCAACUUUUCCCCCUUCCCUUCUUUAAUCUCCCUCCAUGAAGCGCUCGCUCGAGGCCGAUUCGAGUUUCGAAUCGAAGAAAACCAGGCUCCAAGAGGAAGAAACCACCGGAGUUUCACCCGAUUCGGGAACAGGGUUCGUGAAUUUGGACGAGAAUCUGUUGUAUGAGGUGCUGAAGCACGCCGAUGCGGCGACCUUGGGCCGGGCGGCCUGCGUGAGCAAGCAGUGGCACCGGACCGCCCAGGACGAGCGGCUGUGGGAGCUGAUCUGCACCAAGCACUGGGCUAACAUCGGCUGCGGCAACACCCAGCUCAGAUCCGUGGUCCUUGCCCUCGGCGGGUUCCGCCGCCUUCACUCCCAGUACCUCUGGCCUCUCUCCCAGCCCCAACCCAGAACUUUGGCUUCCGGGUCGUCGUCGUCGUCUUGGGCUCCCUUCCCGCCUAUGAUCGGAGCGAAGCCGCCGGCGAGGUGGGGGAAAGACGAGGUCCAUCUCUCCUUGUCACUGCUCUCAAUUCGGUACUAUGAGAAGAUGAAUUUUGGUAACCGUGGCAGAUAGACGAGGUCCAGCCCGCCCCAGCGGUUCGGCCACUCUGAUUAUUAUUACUACCCGCCUUAAAUAUAUAUAGGAAGAAGAAGAAGAUGGGUUCUUUUUUCGUUUUGGCUAUUGAAACUCUGAAUUUUUAGGGGGUUUUCUUUCUGUCUUUUUUGGGACUUUCGUGGUGAACCAUGUGUCCAUGUUCCAUUUAGAGUAUCUGACUAAAUUUGCCUUUGAGAAUAUUUGUACUGUAAUUUUUAACCUAGUAACUCUGCUCUUCUGUUGUAUUGUAAUCAGCGUGACAUUUUUAUGAAAUAAAAUGGAUUUGGGCUCUGUUCCCCAAUUGAAACUGAAUGAAUGAGUCCAGAGUAG
Molecule: messenger RNA, 1239 nt
Organism: Linum trigynum
Lineage: Eukaryota; Viridiplantae; Streptophyta; Magnoliopsida; Malpighiales; Linaceae
Source: the annotation of a GenBank genome assembly